GUUCCAUUCCAUCACAAUAUAACAACAUUCUAUUCCACCAUCCAAUUUCUAUCACAACACACACACUCUCUCUCUAAAACAAAACCCAGAUAGCGAUAGAGAUAUAUAUCAAUCGAGAGACGUAAACUGCAUAUAUAGAUACAUACACAUAUCUAACCUUUUGUGUUUAGGAUACAAACAACCACUGAAACGAGUAAACGGCUUUAAAUUGAACGGUUGAAUUAAACCCCUGAAAUUCUGUUCCACUUUCAUUCUUAUUUAACCGCCCCCCUUCAGUUUUUUUCCACUUCAAAACCCACGCAUUUGAUCAGGGUGGGUUUUUGCUGACAGAGUGGAGGCCUCAAAUCAGCAAUUUGUAAUCUCACAAUUGUUUGUUUUAUUCGUUGAUUUGAGCCUCCGUCAUGCUGCCUGAUGGUUAUUCAUCUUCCAAAAAGAAGGAUGCUUACUGGGACGAUGUUUGUGGUCAGGAGGUGAGCAAAAUGGCUCGAAUCCGUUGCAUGAUGCAAACCUUUGAUAUACGAACGUUCAUUGUGUUAUUUCUAGUCAUUCCUAUUGGUUUCACGGGCGUUUACUUUCACGGACAAAAAAUCACAUACUUUUUAAGGCCAUUGUGGCAAUCACCACCCAAACCUUUCAUUACCAUCCCUCAUUACUAUCAUGAAAAUGUUUCAAUGGAUUCACUUUGCAAACUCCAUGGAUGGAAUUUACGCGAUUACCCACGAAAAGUGUAUGAUGCGGUUCUAUUCAACAAUGAAAUCGACAUGCUUACGAUUAGAUGGAAAGAACUUCACCCUUAUGUAACACAGUUUGUGCUUCUAGAAACCAACUCUACAUUCACAAGCAUACCCAAGCCUCAUUAUUUUGCAAUCAAUAGGGAACGAUUCGACUUCGCUGAACCCCGUUUGACUUACGGCACGAUUGGUGGACGAUUCAAGAAAGGCGAAAACCCUUUCGUCGAAGAGGCUUAUCAACGAGUUGCACUUGAUCAGCUUCUUAAAAUAGCAGGUAUCGAAGAUGGUGAUUUGUUGAUCAUGUCGGAUGUUGACGAAAUUCCUAGCGCUCACACGAUCGAUCUUUUGAGAUGGUGCGAUGGCCCACCGCCGAUUCUUCAUCUAAAUUUGAAUAAUUAUUUGUACUCUUUUGAGUUCAAUGUUGAUCACAGCAGCUGGAGGGCCUCAGUACAUCAGUACCAAAAGGGUAAAACACGAUACGCUCAUUACCGCCAAACAGAUUAUCUAUUAGCAGAGUCAGGGUGGCAUUGCAGCUUCUGUUUCCGAAAAAUUACAGAUUUUGUAUUCAAGAUGAAAGCUUACAGCCACACGGAUCGAGUCAGGCUCUCACACUUUCUUGACCCGAAAAGAAUUCAGAAUGUAAUAUGCAACGGUGAUGACUUGUACGAUAUGCUUCCCGAAGAGUACACGUUUAAGGAUAUCAUAGCGAAAAUGGGUCCAAUUCCUCAUUCUUAUUCUGCAGUCCAUCUUCCUUCAUAUCUAUUAAACAAUGCAGAUGAAUACAGGUAUCUUUUGCCUGGUAAUUGCAUCCGUGAAGCGGGUUGAAUUCGGGUUGAAUUUUGGUUUAAUGUAACUUUUCAUGAUAUAAACAUAGUUUUAAGUACUUAUUUACCAAAGGAUUAUAGGCUGUGUUUUUUUUUUAAUUAAGGAGUGGUUAAGUUGUACAUUUUUUUCCUCCUAUAAUAUACAUAUGGAGAGUUUUGAGUUAUUGUUGAGCUGUUUCAAAUGUUUUUUUUAUGCUGCUGCUCUGACUUGUACUGUACAAGCUUGGUGAGUGGCUGAGUGGACAAUAUCUAUGGAUGAACAUUUAGUGGUAAGCAUGUUUCUGGUCAACUGGUGUAUGGUGUUGAUUGAAAGGUAAGUGCACAAACAAAGAAAGGUGGGUGCCUUUGGGAUUU
Molecule: messenger RNA, 1909 nt
Organism: Helianthus annuus (common sunflower)
Lineage: Eukaryota; Viridiplantae; Streptophyta; Magnoliopsida; Asterales; Asteraceae
Exons: 2
Coding region: 402-1556 (384 amino acids)
Biological process (GO): protein N-linked glycosylation; N-acetylglucosamine metabolic process
Cellular component (GO): membrane
Molecular function (GO): beta-1,4-mannosylglycoprotein 4-beta-N-acetylglucosaminyltransferase activity
Source: RefSeq, a predicted model, not a curated record